AUGGAUUGGAUCUGGACUUUGCUUGUGUGUUUGGGAGUUGUGUUUCCUGCUGUGCCUGGUUCGGCUCAGGAUUCAUCCAGGACAUGGUUUCUGAUCUCGGGUCCAGAGGUGUUGCAUGCUAGGACACCCACUCCGCUGGCUGUCACUGUCCUUGCUGACUUCCCUGGCAGUGUGAUGGCUGAAGUGGCACAUGGCAACAUCAAAGUAGCCCAAAAAGAGGACUUCCAAGGAGGCUUGACGACCGUCCUCACACUCCCUCCUAUUCUUGACUCUAUACCCCAGGAUUCCCUCUUAAAUUUAACAGUCUGGGGCUACAAGGGGAAUGAUCUCAUUUUCACUAACACCACCAGCCUCAGAUUCAGCCUCAGGAAUGUCUUCACCUUCAUUCAAACUGACAAAUCACGCUACCAACCAGGCAAUACCGUCAAAGUCAGAAUUGUGUCCGUUCAGUUGGAUAACCGUCCAUAUGAAGGCAGAGUGGAUAUCUCUCUACAGGAUCCCAGUGGGAACCUUGUUGACAGGUGGGAGUCCACAGGGAAUCUGGGGAUUGUGUUGCGGGAAUUCAGUUUAUCGCAGACGCCUCCUCUCGGACAGUGGGCGAUUACAACCACAGUGAACGGUGUGACUGAUAAGAGAGCCUUCACUGUGGAGCAUUAUGAGCAUCACUUUAAAGUACUGCUGAAGACGCCUGCUCAGGUCCUGGUUGGAGAUCAUAUUUCAGGAUCAGUGAGAGCGCUGUAUCCCAGUGGACAACCUGUGCAAGGAACACUAGAUGUUUCAGUUACAUUGGCGUCUGUUAUGCACACUGCAGCUUCUUCGCCCAUGCAAAUACAGACUAAAGAGAUCUAUGGGUCAACACAGUUUUUCUUCAGCAAAGAUCUGCUUGAAGCCCUUCACGCUUUAUCAGAAAUUAGCAGUGGUGUCCAGCUACAUGUUGCUGCCUGUGUUACUGACAACUCCACAGGACUUAAAGUGAACAAAACAGUCGAGGUCCACCUUAUGAAGAACACAUUUCAGCUUGCGUUCCAUGAUUUUCCACCUACACUAAAGCCAUCUUUAAACUUCUCUUCAAAACUAAGGGUCUCUAGAUAUGACAGAAAGCCACUCAGCUCAGUGGAUCUGAUGCAUUCUGCUGUGAUCAAAGUCACUCAGAGAACCUCCACGAUGAAUGCUAAAACUACAACUCUGACACUGCCAGUGCCUGAGGACGGGAGCAUCCACAUUAAGUUUGAAUUACAGGAUCAAGUAGCGAUGCUUUUUAUUCUGGCAAGAUUCCAAUCCACUGAGGAAACUCUGAUUGUCUACAGCAAUUACUCCUCUCCUACUGGCUCAUAUAUUCAGAUCUCCCCAGUGAACACCUUACCUGCACAGAUUGGAUUGCCUCUUCAACUAGACGUGGAGAGCACAUUUCAACCAACUAAGCUUCACUUUGUGGUGAGCUCUGGAGGUCAAGUGGUGGCCGCUGGGACAAAAACUUCCUCCUCUUUUUCUCUGACGCCAACAGUGUCCUGGUCCCCCGAGGCCUGUGUCACUGUAUACUGCAUCCUCUCUGACGGAGAGGUCACCAGUGACACAGCAUACAUACCCAUCAACCAUCACUAUGUGUCUUUAAAUUGGAGCAGUGUCAAAGCCCAGCCAGGUGAGCACGUAUCGCUCACUGUGACUACUGUCGAAGCCAAGUCCCAGGUAGGAAUCGUGGUAAUGGGGUCACAUGGUGAUGCUCCCCAGGCUGACCUCAACUUGAAAGUGGAGCCGGAAUGUAAUAUUAGGAUGCUGACCAAUGCCAGACUAUAUAUAUAUAAGAAACGGCAGCCCGAUGGACCCAAAAAUGAAGGAGAUUCCCUCAUGGUAGAGAAGUACUGGAGCUACUGGAUGGAAGCCACUGAAUCAUUGCUGUGGUUAGACAAUAGUGUUAGUGAUAAGUCAUGGACCACUGGGAAGAUAACAGUGCCAGAUGGUGUUACUUCUUUGAGAGCUGUUGCACUGGUGAUGUCAGACAACCUGGGUUUGGGCUUCACUCCUCUGCCACAAAUGUUGAGCGUGUCCAAAGAUUUUUCAAUGUCUCUGGAUGUGCCAUUGCACCUCAUCAGAGGAGAGGAGAUUGUGCUGGAUGUGAACAUCAUCAACCAUUUAGAGCACGAGAUAGAGGUCAUUGUGCUGCUAGCACAGAGUGAGGACUUUAAGUUUGUUUUGACAGACAGAGGGGAUGUCUCUGUGGUAAAUGCCCAAAAACUCACUUUAGGAAGUCAUGUGUCUGCUUCGGCGCUGUUUCCUGUGAGGCCUGUGACUCUGGGCGUGAUGGAAAUAUCUGUGGACGCCGUAUCUUCAGAGGCCACAGACAGCCUUGUUCGGAGAGUGCUUGUGAAGCCUGAGGGAGUUGAACAGUCCUUCUCACAGACUCUUUUCCUGGAGCUGGCACUAGAGAAACAAAGCAGUUCCAGCUCCGUCUCCUUCUCCUUUCCACCAGAUGUGGUACCGGGCAGCCAGAGGGCCCAUGUGGCAUUGGUUGGUGAUGUCUUGGGCUUGUCCAUCAGCAACUUGGAUUUGCUGGUUCAGCAACCGAUUGGCUGUGGGGAGCAGAACAUGAUCCACUUCGCUCCAAGUAUUUAUGUUCUCCAGUAUCUGGAUGCAUCGGCCCAGGACAACAAGGAGAUCAGGAGCAGGGCUCUGGGCUACAUGAUGGAAGGAUAUCAGAGACAACUGUCCUACCAACGAUAUGAUGGUUCAUUCAGUGCUUUUGGAGCCAGUGACUCCUCAGGUAGCACAUGGUUGACAGCCUUUGUGCUGAGAUGCUUCCUCCAGGCUCAGGCCUACAUCCCGAUAGACCAGAGUGUCCUCACCAUGGCCAGUAUUUGGCUCCUGAAACAGCAGGGGCCUCAAGGAGAGUUCAGUGAGAUGGGCAAGUUGAUCCACACGGAGAUGCAGGGAGGACUGGAUAAUGGUCCAGUGGCACUCACUGCCUAUGUACUGAUAGCACUGCUGCAGGACGAGAGCUAUGUGGACAUGUACGCAAGUAAUGUGUCCCUGGCCCAGAAGUACCUGGAGGACAAAGUGUCCAGUGGAAGGGUCAGUAACUACAGCCUGUGUCUAGUGGCGUAUGCCUUAGCUCUGGCCAAUAGGCCUGUGGCUGGCAUCGCCCUGGAUGAGCUCAACAGGAGAGCAGACUACAAAGAUGAAGUUGGGAUGUGGAGCUCCUCAGCUGGCCUGGAGUCACAUGACUGGCAGCCGCGCUCAGCACAGAUCGAGAUGGCCUCUUAUGUGCUGCUGGCUCUUUUUAAGCGCGGCAGCUUUGUGGACGGCUUUGUGCUGAUGAAAUGGUUGAGCAAGCAGAGAAACCAUCUAGGAGGCUUUGGGACGACACAGGACACAGUAGUUGCCCUCCAGGCUCUCUCCUCCUAUGCUGCCUUCAGUGGUUCCAGCGCCAUUGACCUCAGACUCAACAUAUCUUCCCCAACAUUUGUGUCACAAUUUUACAUCAACAACUCCACCUAUCUGACGUAUCAGAGCCAAGAGAUUAAUACUGACAAAGAUCUAAACCUAAAUAUAUACAUGGAAGGAAAAGGAUUUGCAAUAAUUCAGAUGAAUAUCUUUUACAACCUGGAGAGCGAAGCAUUUUUACAGAACCUCCAGCAUGCCACAGACCAUGAGGCUUUCUCGCUGGAUGUGGAACUUACUAAAGAAAGAGACUACAAUCACAUGCUGUUGUCUAUAUGCACAAAAUUAAAGGACAAUCAGGGGAUACCUCUCACAGGCAUGGUUAUAUUGGAUGUGGGCAUGCUCAGUGGUUUCAGUCUCUCUCCUGGAGCUGCCGCCCUAUCAGAUCUUAUCAGAAAGGUGGAGAUAGUUCCUGAGAAAGUCAGCCUCUACCUAGAUUCACUUAACAAAUCAGAGGUUUGCAUCAGACUUCCAGUCGUCAGAGAUUCCAAAGUGGCCCACAUACAAGAUGCCGUGGUGCAGGUUUACGACUACUACGAACCCACGAGAAAAGCAAUGAGAACAUACAACUCAGAUGAUCUGCACGACAUGAACUCCUGCUUCUUCUGUGGGGAGGACUGUGACCGCUGCAGGCCAGGAAUCGCUAUUGCAGUGUCCUCCCCUCUGUUAUCGCGCUCUAUAAGCAGCGCCACCUACAGCUUGAUUUGCCUGUUUCUUGGAGUCCCUGCCUUUUUUAUUGUAGUCUAAUUAGAAUGAAUUAUACCUAAGAUAUAAUAAUUAGAUGUGAUGAAUAUACUUGAGACUAUGAGACAUCAUUUUAGCAUGUACACACAUUGUUUUACACAAUGUUAUUCUUCUUUUAUAAUUUCUUGACAAAUGAUGUAAUGUGAUAUUUAGAGGCCUGUUUGCAUGCUGCUCUUUUGCUUAGUGCACAGAUUUUAAUUUUUUUUGGACAGAAUGUGAAAUUACUGUCUUUGGAAACCAAUCUCUUCAAAUUAAUUUAUCUAGUCAGCCUACGACUGGGUUUGAUACUUUAGAAAACAAAUAAAAUAUAUUUUUUUUAGUUCAUGAAACCUACCA
This is a messenger RNA of Morone saxatilis (striped sea-bass), 4515 nucleotides long. Its product is annotated as CD109 antigen-like. NCBI's taxonomy places the organism in Eukaryota, Metazoa, Chordata, Actinopteri, Moronidae. Gene Ontology annotation, molecular function: endopeptidase inhibitor activity. The record is from RefSeq and is a predicted model, not a curated record. The coding region runs from base 1 to 4182 and encodes 1393 amino acids. The transcript has 32 exons. Gene Ontology annotation, cellular component: extracellular region.